AUGGCCACAGCGAUUCAGACUGAGGUCGAGGAUGCAUGGCAUCCCCUCUUCAAUCCCUACACACGAACUAUCACCGUUGACGACAGCUUUCCCACCAAUCGCUUCAAGCUCUUUCUAAGUCGACCACUGUAUGCACCAUUGUUAUUUCCGAAUGUGUCUUCUGAUGCCCGGGACCACUGUGCCAAUGAGCGUACUUUUCUAUCCUGGCUCCGAUUAUCCGUUUACUUAGCUGUCGUCUCGGUCGCGAUCUUGAUCAAUUUUCAUCUCAAGUCUCAGCCUACCGACCUUGAGGUGCGUCUGUCUCAUCCGCUGGGGCUCAUAUUUUGGCUUCUGGCACUGGCUUGCCUCGCCACAGGAUGUGGCAUUUACAUGGGCACAGUUGUCAAGUAUGCCCACCGAAGAGCAUUAGUGCAAAGCGGUGUGAAAACGCAAUUUGUCUUUGGCGUCACUGCAACGGCGAUUAUUGCUGCAUGUGCCAUAUUUCUGGGCGCAGAGGUUCAGGCACAACGAGGCCGCAAUGGCGAUGGCUGA
Messenger RNA from Cyphellophora europaea CBS 101466, 531 nucleotides. RefSeq lists its product as uncharacterized. The coding region runs from base 1 to 531 and encodes 176 amino acids. Lineage: Eukaryota; Fungi; Ascomycota; Eurotiomycetes; Chaetothyriales; Cyphellophoraceae. The transcript has a single exon. The record is from RefSeq and is a predicted model, not a curated record.